Messenger RNA from Orbicella faveolata, 1349 nucleotides. Its product is annotated as octopamine receptor beta-2R-like. Gene Ontology annotation, cellular component: membrane. Gene Ontology annotation, molecular function: G protein-coupled receptor activity. Gene Ontology annotation, biological process: G protein-coupled receptor signaling pathway. The record is from RefSeq and is a predicted model, not a curated record. NCBI's taxonomy places the organism in Eukaryota, Metazoa, Cnidaria, Anthozoa, Scleractinia, Merulinidae.
AUGGAAAACUGGUUCUGGAUUCUCGGCUGUUCUCUUUCAAUCUUGACAAUGGCUGGAAAUGGAUUUGUCAUCUUCAUAGUUUGCAGGAAACGACGACUUCGAACGAAAACGAAUGCCUUCAUCGUUUCAUUAGCAGUGGCCGAUUUCUUCGUAGGGAUGACCGCAGUUCCUUCACUCUACUUCUGCGAGAUAACAAGUGGAUGCGACUCACAAACUCUGUUAUCCGACGCAAUAGACUUUAUAAGGUGGCUGUUCGAGUACGCAUCAGCCGCAAACUUGUGUAGCUUAGUACUGGAUCGUUACAUUGCUGUCGCGAAGCCUUUGAAAUAUUUGACUUUCAUGAAGCGCCGUCGAGUGAUACAAAUGACGCUCAUAUCGUGGGCAGUCCCAGUAAUGUUUAUUGUAAUUGUAUCUUCAGUCUGGUUUAAUUUAAAAACACAUAUCGCCAUUAGUGCUAUCGGCUGGCUUUGUUUGGUUCUUGAGUUGCCGUUGUGUCUUUUGGUAAUUUUCUGCUUUGCGUCCAUAUUACGCGUUGUUUGGAAACACGAGCGAUCCGCUCGUACCCUGGCCAAACAGUUACGGUUUAAUCACCAAGUUCUCUUUAAGACUCAGGAGAAGCCUGUGAUUAAAAUGAUGGCAAUUGUUUUGGGCUUGUUCCUAUUCUGUUACGGCUUGUUUUUGCGAUGUAGUUUUGUGUAUAUUCUCAAUGAUCACAAACCAUGCAGUGAUCUCGAAUAUAAGAUACCUAUUGCGGUUUUAAACUCAGCUGUAAACCCUUUAGUUUAUGCCAUCUUCAAGAGAGACAUAAAAAACGAGUUUAAGAGACUAUUGUUUAAGCGUAACUAACUUUAGCAACGAUGAACUUAAAAAAUAGGAAUAAAUAAAGAGAGAAAUCGAUCAAUCAAUCUUUAUUUAAGCACGAUAUCUUACCAUAAAAAUGGUCUUCCUAAGAGUCGUGAAAAUUACACAAAAAAUGCAUUAGCUAUAUUGACAGGAAUACAUGAAUUACAUUAACCAACGAGCUACUUAAGUAAGAAAGACAAUCAAAACGCAUAUAAUAAAAAUUUCUUUAAUCUAUGGUGUAUUAAAAAUACUAUUUCCCAUUCACUAAUGUUUUAAAAUCAUUUCAACUAGGCAGGUGUCUGAUUUCCGAGGGAAUCAUCUUCCAAAAAGUUAAAUCUUGUUCUGAAAUGUCACAACAGCACCAAUUUAUUGUAAAAAGAUUAAAAUUGUGAAAUGAAAUCUUUUUGAAACCCAAAAUUUCAUGCAGAAUAACAGAAAUUUAAGUUAAACUUCGGCGAAACACCCUUUAAAGACAUGGUUACCGUAGAAACGUCUGAUCACGUGAC